Molecule: messenger RNA, 1059 nt
Organism: Camellia sinensis
Lineage: Eukaryota; Viridiplantae; Streptophyta; Magnoliopsida; Ericales; Theaceae
Source: RefSeq, a predicted model, not a curated record
AUGGAUCAGCAAGACAAAGAGCUAAGAAAGGACUUGAUUAUGUGGGAUAGAAGGCAAAAGUUAGCUGUUGUUCAAGUUCUUUGCCAUGUGGUAUAUUGGUAUAUGCAGAGAAAAUAUCACCUUAGGAAGUAUGUGGACCAUCCUAUUAAUUACUUGAAGAGAGAAAAAGUGAGGAUUGAACUAAUGACAAAACUUAAAUGUAAUAAGAAUUAUCGAAAUAUCACCCGUAUGGGGCCGCAGACAUUUCAAGAUUUGUGUCAUAUACUUGAAAGAGAUGGUGGUCUGAAACCAACAAAAUGUGCAACAGUUGAGGAGCAAGUUGCAAAGUGUCUUUACAUUUUGUCACAUAGUGUGAUGAAUAGAAAUGAUUCAUUUUUCUUUCGUCGCUCCGGUGAGAUUGUAAGUCGGCAUUUUCAUAGUUUUUUGAGAGCUCUUAUAUCAUUAGAAGAUCGAUUUCUUUGCCAACCUAAUGGAUCCGAAGUCCCUCCAGAAAUACUCAAUAAUAAUAGGUUCCAUCCAUAUUUUAAGGGGACUGCAUCUGGCUCAAGGAUCAUAAAAAAUGCACUCACUAGAGAAGAUAAACUGAAAAUACCCAAUGGCAAAUUUUAUCUUGUUGAUGCGGGGUAUAUGUUAAGGAGUUCCCUUAUCCCUCCUUACAGAGGUGUGCGUUAUCACUUGAAAGAGUAUUCCAACCAUCCACCGGAAAAUGCUCGAGAGUUAUUUAACCACCGACAUGCUUCUUUACGCAAUGCCAUUGAGAGAGCUUUUGGUGUGCUAAAGAAACGAUUUCCCAUCAUAGCAAGCACAACUGAGCCUACUUACUCGGUUAGCACACAAUCAAAUAUCGUAAUAGCAUGUUGCAUCUUACAUAACUUUUUAAUGGGUGUUGAUCUAGAUGAAAACAUUAUUGCUGAAGUAGACAAAGAGCUUGAAAAUCAAUGUCAAACUCAACAAUCGACUCGUGCACCAAGGGAUACUGAUGAGGAUGCAAAACAAUGGGACCUCAUUAGAAAUAUGAUAGCAGCUACAAUGUGGUCUGAUUAUGUUGCUAAUCAAUAG